AUGCUUCUGAUUCCCUUAUUAAAUUUUCGACUUAAAACUGGAUACUCUAGGAAUAUUCCGGGUUCACUUUGUGAAAAAUGUAUGAGGCAAUUGAAAUGCAUCCAAGAUUUUGUGUUGGCAACGAAUUUCGGUGCUAUCAAAGGCGUUAUUGACUUCAGUAGUUUGUCAUUUCAUUUAAAUUAUGAUUCUAACGCAACUUUGUCGUCUGGCCUGCAGGGAGCCUUUAUUAUGCUAAUUGUAAUUGCUAUGAAUCAUAAUAAACUAGCUUUGCAACGGGACAAUCCGAUACCUGCAAAAAGGACUGGGUCAAGUUCUGGUGACACCCUUACUGCCUUCGAAAAUGGACAAGUUGUCACUGAUGACGCUGCGCAGUCAUCAGGCAAGAUAUGCGACAAUUCGGGAGACAAAAAUGCUUUAAAUCCAUUGUUUAAUCAGUAUUUGUGGAAAGCUGUUUUCUCCCCUCGUCAACUUUUGCCCCAAAACACUCCUGUCAAAUCUCAAAAGCACUUGUCACAUUUCAUGGCAUAUGUAGACAAGAUUGUUUAUUGUGCUAUUUGGUACAUACAUUUUGUUUCCCUCAUUGCUAUGAAAGAAAUAGGCUGUAGUAAGAAAUCACACAAAUCUGAACCAUUAAGCAGUCUUUUUACACACAAGUCGAAUUAUACGGAUGCUGAUUUAUCGUGGAAUUUUCUUAAAGAACUAUUAGAAGAUGGUGCCAUGACCACAGUAUUUCCUAGUGUGUCUGUCAAACCUCACACGUCUUGUGCAGAAAGAGCAUGCUCCUUCGUAUACUUGUUCUUGUUCUCACUUCUACUCGAAAUAAUCCAAAUGCUGAAGCCAGAAAACGUUGCAUUAAAGCUGCACUCCCGUCCAUUUUUUGAAAAAUUCUUAGGGAAUAGUGACCUGGACGUUGGGAGAACAACUGUUUCCAAGAAGAAGGAGAGGAAGAAGAUUGGGGUGAUUACUUGUAUGAAACUAGAAGAUAUUGAGGGGUAUUUCAAAUAUGUAAAUCUGUUUUCAUACACAGCCCUGAUUGCCGAUUUAAGCCAUCCUAUUGGUGCCAAAAUAAAAGCGCUGAAUAAUGAUGGAAGGAUGGACUCAUUGGAAAACUUAAAUGGAAGUGAAAGGCUUACUAACAAAUAA
Messenger RNA from Echinococcus granulosus, 1143 nucleotides. RefSeq lists its product as hypothetical. The coding region runs from base 1 to 1143 and encodes 380 amino acids. NCBI's taxonomy places the organism in Eukaryota, Metazoa, Platyhelminthes, Cestoda, Cyclophyllidea, Taeniidae. The transcript has 9 exons. The record is from RefSeq and is a predicted model, not a curated record.